Sclerotinia borealis F-4128 is the source of this 1113-nucleotide messenger RNA. Lineage: Eukaryota; Fungi; Ascomycota; Leotiomycetes; Helotiales; Sclerotiniaceae. The record is from the annotation of a GenBank genome assembly.
AUGGACAAACCUCAAGAAACAGCACCAGAUAAUGCUGCCACUUCUCCGAUAUCUAAGGUCCCCGCAAAGGUGACACUAGACAGCUCUACUAUUCAAACUACCUCUAACGUCGCCUUCGACUUGAGAUCACACGAUGCCGCUCAACACCCAGCAAGUACAUCCAGCUUUACCAGAGCACACGAAACUCCGGAGUUCCUGGCGAUACGUGACUUCGUGAAGAAGCACUCGGAAGACUUUGAUAACAUAGAGAUCAACUGUGAGGAGAAAGCGUUGGUAACUAUAUCACCGGAGAAUGAAGAGAGGGACGAGCAGGAAGAUGGUCUAGAUGUAUUUUUGAUCCUUUAUUCUCUUCUUGCGCGAAUCCAGCAUGCCGGCCUCAAAUUGAAAGAAGCUUGUGCGAUAUUCAGCAAAGCAUGGACACCAAUCAGUUUAAAUUGCUUCGAGGCUUUAAUCAAAGAAGCCGAAGCUUUUAAAGCACGAAAGGUAUUGGAAAGCAAGUGUUUUCUUACCAAACUACUCAAGUGUUCCAAAUUCCAACUCUCUGAUGUACUCUCUACCAUCCUUCCGGAUAUCUACGAUAAAGCCUUGACAUGGUCCCAAGCUCUCGAAAAAUUCAACAGCCAGUUUGGAUCUCAACUCGGCAUGUCCUAUUUCAAACGCUGUGUUCGACCUUUGAUACUGAAGAAGCUGAUCCCAACCGUCGGGAACAUAGACCCCCCAUUCAUGAACAACGACCUUGGGAAAUGCCUGGGCCUAUCUGAAGCACGUCACAUAACACUGGGAGAGGAAGUCGAGCGAAGAGAUGCGAAUCCCAAGGAGAAUAUGCGCGCGUUUAAUAAGAUUGCAGGACUCAAUAUCAAUGACGAGGUAUUGCAGCCCGCACUCACGGAGCUGCUGAUCGUCUUCAUGGUGCCAAGAGAGGAACUUGGGAAGAUACUCGGGCCGUGUGAGGAUGAAGACCUUUGUUAUGGACCCCAGCCGACUAUCUUACAAGAUCUCAUGGAAAGCCGGUUGGAACAAGAGUUCCGUGUUCUAAUGUUAUCUUUGAUGGCACAUCUUGUGAAGGCCGGAGAAGAUUUCAUUGAAAGCUUGGAAGCAUUUUCGAAGCACUAA